AGCCGGAUCCAGACCCGCCCCCAUGAACCUGAAGCAGCGGACAGAGUGACGGGCUGCAGCGCAGUCAGACAGCCGGGUAGAAGCCACGCUGGGAAGUCAGGGGACUGCGUGAGUCAACGCACAACACCGCUGCUGAAACGCCGACACGAAGCUCCACAAUGGCGGACAUCUAUGACUCUCAGUACCUCCUCAUCCUGGCCCCUUCCCUGGUCAUCGCCCUCAUGUUCCUCUUCUUCUGGCUCUUCAUGAAGGAAACCUCCUACGAUGAGGUUUUGGCUAAACAAAAGCGGGAUCUGAAACUGCCCCCUACGAAGCCGGACGCUCGUAAGAAGACUGAGAAGAAGAAAAGUAAGAAAAAGGAGGCCGCGAAUGUCGGUGGAGGCGGAGGCACCGCCGGAGAGUCAGAAGAAGACCAGCGGGAGUAUGAGGCCACCAAUGGGAAUAACGGCUCCUCUCUGGAGAUGAACGAGGAACCAGUCGUGGCAGUAGCACCAACUACUCCUGCUCCACCUGCUCCUGCAACAUAUGAGGCUCCACCUUCUCUUCCUACUGCAGUGGAGCCCCCUGCUGGUCUGAGAGAGAGAAAGAAGAAAGAGAAAAAGGCUGCCAAGGCUGCCGCCACUGUUGUCGCUGCUCCCCCGGCUGCUGCUCCUGCCUCCACCCCAACAGCUGCUGUGCCUCCACCCGAGGAGCCGAAGGUGAAUGGCUCUAAGAUAGUCAGCCACAAAACGGUGGAACCGAAAGCUGCGACCAAACAGUCCAGUCCACCUUCUCCCAAAGUGGAGGUCCAAGUCCAGGCACCCCCCCCUGUGACCCAGGUCCAGACGCCCCCACCCACCUCUGGAAAGAAAGAGAAGAAGAAGAAACAGAAAACAGGACCAGCAGAGGAACCACAGCCAGAGGUGAAAGCGGUGCCGACCCCUCCACCAGUGAAGAAGGAAGCUCCCAUUGUGGCUGAAACCAAAGUGGUGGAUGGAACACCCCCUGUUGCUACUACGGGAAAGAAGAGGAACACUAAGAAGCAGAAGACAGAGCCAGCAGAGGAAACAAACGUUGUGAUCGACUCAACUGCUUCUACUAACCAUCAGACACCCACUAAUGACGUGGCUCCAGUCAAACCCAACAGCAAGAAGCAGAAGAACGUGACCAACAAAGAGAACUCAGGGCUCAAGCUGAAGGAGCUCCUCUCUGGUCUCUCUGGCCUCCCUCUGUCUGACGCCGAGGCUGUCAGUGUCAUUGCACUCCUCCGUGAGAAGCGUCCCAGCGCUCUUGACGCCUGGCAAAAAUCUACCGCCAGGCCUGAUCCAGCUGCCCAGGAGAGAGAGCGGCUGCUGACCACCUUGCAAGAGGAGGCCUCCAUCGCCAAGGACAAAGUCAAGCAACUCAGUCAGGAGCUCCAGGUGGAGAAGCAGAAGACCGGCAGGGCAGAGUCCAUGAUGAGGGAGCAGCGCGCAGCCUUGGAAAAGGAACUCGGUGGAAUGCAGGCCAAAGCUCAGAGCAGCUACCAGGAACUACAGGGCAUGCAGAUCAAGUUCCAGAAGGUGAGGGAGCAGCUGGAUAGCCAGAUAAACCGACUGCAGCAGGAGAACGGGAUCCUGAGAGAUGCCGUCAGUGCAGCCACCACCCAGAUGGAGAGCAAAAAUUCAGCAGAGCUGAACAAGCUGCGCUCAGAGUACGCUGGGUUGAUGAAAGAGCUGUCAGACAAUAACAGCAAACUGCAGCAGGAGGAGCACCAGAGGAAGUCGCUGGAGGUCGGCUACAAGCAGAACGUGUCGCAGCUGGAGGCUCAACUCCAGGACACCAAGCGCAGCUGGGAGGAUCUGCAGAACUACUGCCACAGUGUCAACACAGAAAGGGAGAAACUGAAGGCUUCCAAACAAGAUCUUCACAAUCAGAUGAUGGCUAUGGAAACGGAGAUGAACAACAAGAACAAGGAGCUGCAGACCCUCCACAACAACCUGACGGAGAACAUGGUGUCCAAGGAGAGACUGGAGCAGAAAGUGAUGGAGCUGCUGGAGGCGCAGCACAGCAUGCCUGAUGACUGUCUGCACACCAGAGCACAGGAGCUCAUGAACGAAAACAAAAACCUACAAGUCCAGAAGGAGACUCUCCAGGUCCAGAACGAGAGCCUCCAGGCUCAGCUCUCCUCACAGGCCACUCACGUCUCCCAUAUUGAGGAGCUACAGAAGCUGUUGGCUGAUAAGGAGCUGCAGAGGAAGAGUCUGGAGGAUUCUCUCAAUGCUGAAAGGAGCAGCGCAGCCAGUCGAGAAACUAACAUGCAGGCCUUACACAACGAGAACCUGUCGCUGAAAAUGGAGAUUCAGAAUCUGCAGGCUCAGAUGUCUGAACAGAAGGCCUCCCAAUUGGCUCUGGACCAGAUCCAGAAGAGCGUCCAGGAGAGGGAGGAGAACAUGAAGACUGUGGAGGGCUUAUUGGAGAAGGGGCUGAUCGAAGUGGCCAACAAGGAGGAGGAGCUGAAGACUGUCAGGGACGAGAACGAGGUGCUGAAACAACAGGUGGAAACACUGAACAGACGAGCAGCAGAACAGGUGACGUCGGAGUCAGUUGUUGCAGAAUUGCAGAGCAAGGUCCAGGAGAGUGAGGUGAAGUUGAAAUCGAUGGAGGAAAGUCUGCAGGUGGCGCAAGAGAGCUGCUCUGCCAAAGAGAAGGCUGCAGAGCUCGCGCAGAAGCAGCUGGUCGCCCUGCAGGCUGAGAUGGAGCAGGUCCGACAGAAAGAGGCGGCUCAGGAGCAGAUGAUUUCUGUGGCCGAACUCCAGGAUCAGCUAGCAGGGAAGAACCAGCAGAUCCAGGUCCUGCAGGAGGAGCUUGGAACAAAGACAGCAGAGCUGAACCAGAAGUUGGAGCAACUCGAGCAGCAGUCCCACACUGCCGAGCAGAGCCCUGAGCUUCUUGCGACAUUGUUGGAAAAGGAGAAGCUGGUUUCAGAUCUGCAGAGUGAUCUGGACGGGCUGAGGGACUCACUGGAGCUGCAGAGAAAGAAGAACAAUGAGCUUCGGGAGAAAAACUGGAUUGCAAUGGAAGCUCUGUCCACCACCGAGUCCAUGCUUCAAGGAAAACUCAGCAAAGCCGUCAAGGAGAACCAGUCUGCAGUGGCGUCAUCUGAGGCCGAGUGUCGGGAUGUCUUGCACAGACUCCUGCCUCACGUGCCCCUGCCCAGCGAGCAGGACCAUCAGCAAUGGCUCCACAGUUUUGAGAGGGCGGCUGCCGAGAGUCUGGCCACACCACCCGCUCCUGCAUCAAGGGAUUCAGAGGAACUGACUGAGAAGCUGAGAGAGGCAGAGGAGACGCAAAGAAUCCUGCAGAAGGACUGUGAAACGUACAAGCGGGUUUUAGGAGAGACGCUUCAGUUGCGUCCACAGGAGGGAAUCCUGCAGCGGCUCCAGAAUAGUGUGGAGCAGGAGGAGUCUCGCUGGAGGGCGAAGGUGGAGAGCUCGCAGGAGGAAGUCAGGGAGAUGAGCCAGAAAGUGUCGGCGCUGGAGCAGGAGGUCGAGAGACUAACCGAAGGAGCGGAGUUGGAAAAUCUGAGGAGAGAGAAGCAGCACCUGGAGUGUGAGCUGGAGAGAGCAGAGCGUGAGAGCGCCACCUAUGUGACAGAGGUCCGAGAGCUGAAAGAUCUGCUGACUGAGUUGCGGACCAGACUUGAUGGCUCUUAUACGGAAGCCAUCAGGCAGAAUGAGGAGCUGAACUUGCUCAAGUCUCAGCUCACACGGACUCUGUCCAAACUGGAGGCUGAAGAGAGCGAGAGACAAAGCGUCGCUGGAGACUUGUAUAAGGCCCAGCAGUCUUUGGACCUGAUCCAGGGAGAGCUCUCCAAAGUGGCGGACCACCCGGAGGACCUGAUUGAAAAUGAGCAAAUGGACCAGAAGGAGAAGAUGACUGCAGGACUGAACCAGACAGUCCGGGAACUGCAGCAGCUGCUACAAGGAGUCAGCCAGCAGCUCACCAAGACCCAACAGGAGGUCGACAAGGAUCUGCCAAAGGUAUAGUGAGCAGCAGAGACCCAAACGCAGCAACGCACCGCACGGUCCCACACUCCUGACUGUUCACUCCAGACACUUUCCCACGGCUGCUUCACCUCGGUUUCAUUUCGUCUCCUGCCUUCUUUUGCCCAACCUUGGAGUCGUCCUUCGUCAUGUGAUUCAAACUACCGGCCCAACUAACGCCGGGUCACUAGUGGAUCUGUCCCUCAAAGCUGCAACAGCGUGUUAUAUUUUAACGUUAGGACCUGCUGAGAUCCUCGUCCACCUCCUUCCUCACUCUGGCUCUGUUGGAUCGGCUUUGAAAAAAGUGGCGUCUGAGACGGUUUUUAAUUCCACAUGAGCUGCUCCAGGUUAUCAGUUACGCUUAAUUUGUGGCUAAGUUGAUUAACACUGAAGAUUUUGUUCUUUUUGUAACAGGUGAUGUUAAUAAAAGGGAUGCUUAAUA
Messenger RNA from Synchiropus splendidus (mandarinfish), 4446 nucleotides. RefSeq names its product kinectin 1 (gene ktn1). Gene Ontology annotation, biological process: microtubule-based movement; protein transport. The transcript is spliced from 36 exons. The coding region runs from base 159 to 4007 and encodes 1282 amino acids. Gene Ontology annotation, molecular function: kinesin binding. The record is from RefSeq and is a predicted model, not a curated record. NCBI's taxonomy places the organism in Eukaryota, Metazoa, Chordata, Actinopteri, Syngnathiformes, Callionymidae. Gene Ontology annotation, cellular component: endoplasmic reticulum membrane.